Messenger RNA from Helianthus annuus (common sunflower), 1101 nucleotides. RefSeq lists its product as uncharacterized. The transcript is spliced from 3 exons. The record is from RefSeq and is a predicted model, not a curated record. NCBI's taxonomy places the organism in Eukaryota, Viridiplantae, Streptophyta, Magnoliopsida, Asterales, Asteraceae. Gene Ontology annotation, molecular function: zinc ion binding; nucleic acid binding. Bases 1 to 1101 code for a protein of 366 amino acids.
AUGGCUGCUGAUACGGGUCGUCAUACUGAUAUGUGGAAUACCCCUGCGAAGGAUAUGGUUGUGGCUGCACAAAGGGUUAAAGAAAUGGCCGGUGAAACCGGGAAAGAAUCAACAUCUCGUGUAACUGAGGAGAGGAAAGCUACCAUUUCCGAGGAAGUCGGAAAAGCCUUAGAAGCUAGUCUACCGCAGUUCAUCGAUAGACUACAAACCGCGCUCUUAUCGGUAAUAGACGAUAAGAUGAAUGAAAAGAAAGACACGGCGACAUUGAAGGGGUAUUCAAAAGGACCCAUUAUGAUGUACCGAACCGGUCAGUUAAGAGGUCAAGCUAAGGAUUGGUGGGAUAAUCUAAAAAAGAAACAAGGAAUUGAAGCCACGAGAACUAUGACGUGGGAAGAAUUCAAAACUCCGUUCCUUAGACACUAUAGCCCGAAAGCUGUAAUCAAUAGGAUGAAAGAAGAGUUUAUUCAGCUAAGGCAUAGUGGUGAGUCGAUAGAGAAGAUUACGGGAAUCUUUCUAGAUAAGCUCAGGUUUUGUGAUGAGCUGGUUCAGAAUGAAGAACAAAAAAUCUAUUAUUACUACAACAUGUUGAGUGCGGAGUAUAGGGAGUUCAUGACUCCUUCAAAAUAUGUGCAUCUUACUGAAAUAGUGAAUGCCGCACGUGAAAGAGAGAUUGAGUUGAAAAAGCAGGUUGAUAGGGGUGAGAGGAGAGCAUUUGAGAAAAAUCCAAUCCCCGCAAAGAAACAAAUGCUAAAUGAAGCUCCUAAGAAAGGCGCUGAAAAAGGGGGAACACCUCAAUGCAAAAUUUAUGGAAAGAAUCAUAAGGGCGAAUGCUAUUUUAAAAACAAACCAUGUCCUACUUGCGGCAAAGUGGGACAUGUGGUUGCAAAUUGCCCAGGAAAGGUGUCGGUAUGCUAUAAAUGUUACAAACCGGGACACAAAAAGUCUGAGUGCCCGGAGUUAGUUGGAACCAAAGAUGCCACUGAUGCAAAGCCUGAUGCCCAGAAAGCAAAGGCUAGAUCUUUCCACAUGACGGCCAAUGAAGCUAAAACUGAACCUGAUGUUGUUUCAGGUAUAUUUCUUGUAAAUUCGAUUCCAACAUGA